Ipomoea triloba (trilobed morning glory) is the source of this 1522-nucleotide messenger RNA. Its product is annotated as calcium/calmodulin-regulated receptor-like kinase 1. Gene Ontology annotation, biological process: protein phosphorylation. Lineage: Eukaryota; Viridiplantae; Streptophyta; Magnoliopsida; Solanales; Convolvulaceae. Gene Ontology annotation, molecular function: ATP binding; protein kinase activity. The record is from RefSeq and is a predicted model, not a curated record. The transcript has 7 exons. The coding region runs from base 133 to 1413 and encodes 426 amino acids.
CUUUUCUUGGUUCGAAUUGAACGCCAUUUUACUCUCGUGAGUGCAAAAGCCACGUUUUUCUAGACUGUUUAGCUCGCUCGCGGUUGAUUAGCUGCGGCGUUUUGCAGCUUUUCCCGGCCGCCGGCCGCCGGGAUGAAGGAGCUGUCAUCCGGGCUGAUAAUCGGGACUUCUAUAGGGCUAGUGAUCGGAGCAUUUUUGGCUGUGCUUGGAGUUUUCUGCUUUAGGGUACAUAAGAAGCGGUCUCAGAUAGGGAAUAGCAGUUCUAGGAGGGCGGCGGCGAUCCCAAUUCGAGCAAACGGCGCCGACGCUUCCACGGUGUUGUCGGAUUCCUCCGUCGCCACCGAGUCUCCGAGGACAACUGUGGAUUCUGGGAUUUCUCUAUGGGUUAGGAGGCCAAGUGUGCUUUCUGCAUCUGGGAUUCUCGAGUAUUCUUACAAGGAUCUGCAGAGAGCAACUUAUAAUUUUUCGACAUUGAUUGGCCAAGGGGCGUAUGGGCCUGUGUAUAAAGCUCAGCUGUCAACUGGUGAGUCUGUUGCUGUCAAAGUUCUUGCCAUGGAUUCUAAACAAGGGGAAAAAGAGUUCCAAACCGAGGUUGUGUUACUUGGGAGGUUACAUCACAGGAACCUAGUGAACUUGUUAGGAUACUGUGCAGAGAAGGGUCAAAAUAUGCUUAUCUAUGUCUACAUGAGUAAGGGCAGUUUGGCUUCUCAUCUAUACGAUGAUAAGCUUGAGCCAUUGAGCUGGGAUUUGAGGGCUCAAAUUGCUCUUGAUGUAGCCCGGGGAUUGGAAUAUCUCCACGAUGGGGCAGUCCCUCCUGUGAUACACCGGGAUAUUAAGUCAUCCAACAUUUUGUUAGACCAGUCGAUGAGGGCCAGGGUUGCUGAUUUCGGCCUUUCAAGAGAGGAGAUGGUUACUAAACACGCUUCCAACAUCCGGGGAACGUUUGGCUAUCUUGAUCCCGAGUACAUAUCAAGUAGGACCUUCACCAAGAAGAGCGACGUUUACAGUUUUGGGGUAUUGCUCUUUGAGCUUGUGGCUGGUAGACAUCCACUUCAGGGUCUUAUGGAGUAUGUUGAACUGGCUGCCAUGACAGCGGAUGUGAAAGGCGGGUGGGAGGAGAUUGUGGAUCCACGCUUCAAUGGGAAGUACGAUGUGCAGGAACUGAAUGGCGUGUCGGCUCUUGCAUACAGAUGUGUGAACCGCGCUCCCAAGCAACGGCCCGCCAUGAGGGACAUUGUGCAGGUUCUAUCUAGGAUGCUCAAAUCUAGACACAGCAGAAAACAUCCUAAGCAUUUGCCUGCUACACCAGAAGAGGUUUGCAUCAGUAUGGAGGAUGUAGAUCAUAAGAGUCCAACGUUUGGACUGCAACAGGUGGAAUCCAUGGAUAUCACAGCUGAAUCAUGUGAAGUUUGAUAGCAUUUUUGUUCAUGUUUUCCUCUUUUUUUUCCUAAUUUUCAUGGAAUGUAUCAUAGGAUCGUAGUUCAAAAUUUUGGUACUCGUGGAUUAUGUUAGUCAUUUUUGA